UUCACGGAAAGCAGCACCGCCACCAGCUGAAUAUUAUGUUAUUGGUGUAUGGAGUCAUGUCUGUCACUUGGGCUCGAGUACGAACUUUUUAUCAGUGUCAGAGACGUUCGUCGUCUGUUUUGUCCGCAAGAAAAUCUAAACAUAAUGUGAAAAGACUUCUUAAAUCCAACAUGAGCACCAAAUCACUCACCAAUGCUGAAUAUUGUGUUAAUUUAGUAAAGUAAGCGAAAUAUAACAUGCUAUAUUUCCCUAGAAAUUGGGCAUGGCAUCCCGGCAGGAAGAAUGACCAUGAGAAUUUCCUGUGUUGUUUGCUUUUAUCAGGAGCUGUCCAAAGAGCUGCAUUUGCUCUGCGAGCCUUCAACAUCGAGUUAGCCCAGGUUAGAGAUACAGUGACUGAUGGAAACCGAGGAUUGAUGAAAAUGCAGUUUUGGAAAGACGGCAUUGAACAAAUAUACAGGAAAACACCACCACAGACCCCUGUUGCCAUAGAACUUGCUGGGGCUGUGCAAUUCUUCAAACUGUCAAAGAGAUGGUUGACUCGAAUUAUCACAGAACGAGCCGAUCACUUGCAUGAUAAACCAUUCAGAGAUCUCAAACAUGUUGAAGAGUAUGGUGAAAACACUAACAGUUCACUGAACUACCUUUUACUUCAGUGUCAAGGCAUUCAAAACGUACAUGCAGACCAUGCUGGAAGCCAUAUUGGAAAGACUCAAGGGCUGGUAACUCUUUUAAGAUCAACUCCAUACCAUGCCAGCAAGCAGCGUGUACAUCUUCCAAUAGAGUUAUUGCUUAAGCACAAAGUUUCACAAGAGGACGUGAUACGAAAACAGAAUUUGACACAGUUACAAGAUGUGGUGUAUGAUGUCGCCUGUACAGCCCAAAAACACCUGCAGACAGCAAGAUCUUUGAAGAAAGACGUUCCAAAAGAUGCUUACCUGGUCUUUUUAAGUACAGUGAUAUGUGAUUGGUAUUUGAAGAAACUGGAGCAAGUUGGCUUUGACGUCUUUCAUGUUAAGCUUCAACAUAAAAACAGCAUGCUGCCAUACCAUCUGUGGUUACAGAAAAUUAAAAAAACAUAUUAGU
Messenger RNA from Gigantopelta aegis, 1083 nucleotides. Its product is annotated as NADH dehydrogenase (ubiquinone) complex I, assembly factor 6-like. The record is from RefSeq and is a predicted model, not a curated record. Gene Ontology annotation, cellular component: mitochondrion. The transcript is spliced from 10 exons. Gene Ontology annotation, biological process: mitochondrial respiratory chain complex I assembly; biosynthetic process. Bases 237 to 1082 code for a protein of 281 amino acids. NCBI's taxonomy places the organism in Eukaryota, Metazoa, Mollusca, Gastropoda, Neomphalida, Peltospiridae.